Molecule: messenger RNA, 8359 nt
Organism: Pimephales promelas (fathead minnow)
Lineage: Eukaryota; Metazoa; Chordata; Actinopteri; Cypriniformes; Leuciscidae
Source: RefSeq, a predicted model, not a curated record
UAACUAGUGCUGUACAUGACACUGCUCAUACUAGAUGGAUUUAUAAAAAAUCAACAGCGACUUUGGCUGGCGAACCUACGCAGAUCAGAAGGCAGGAGUGUUUGUGAUGUGCUUGCAGCCUGUCAGCGUGGCCUACCCAUGGCAGAGCAGGACUCCACCGAGAAGAAGCUUCCAGCUGUGGCUGCACUGCACACUCACUUCAUUGUGGGCUCUGUGUCCGAGGAUAACUCCGAGGAUGAGACCGCAGGGAAGCUGGACCUGCAGAUGGAGGACAAUCCACGCUCCCUUUUCCCCUCCUCCGUCAGCUCAGACAGCACUUAUGAGAUGGGCUUUGACAGCCUGGACGGGGCCUUGCUCAAUAUAAGGCCGAGCAUGUCAGGACUUCACCUUGUGAAGCAGGGCAGGGACCGUAGACGCCUGGACCUGCAGAGAGACUUUACUGUCGCUUCUCCUGCUGAGUUUGUCACCCGCUUUGGUGGAAACAAAGUCAUUGAGAAGGUCCUCAUUGCCAACAAUGGCAUUGCCGCUGUGAAGUGCAUGCGAUCCAUCCGUCGCUGGGCUUAUGAAAUGUUUCGGAAUGAACGGGCUAUACGUUUUGUCGUCAUGGUCACCCCAGAGGACCUCAAGGCCAAUGCAGAGUACAUCAAGAUGGCAGAUCACUAUGUACCUGUCCCAGGAGGAACAAACAACAACAACUAUGCUAAUGUGGAACUCAUUUUGGAUAUAGCUAAACGGAUUCCUGUUCAGGCCGUGUGGGCCGGUUGGGGUCACGCCUCUGAGAACCCCAAACUCCCGGAAUUGCUGCACAAGAAUGGCAUCGCCUUCAUGGGUCCACCAAGCCAGGCUAUGUGGUCUCUCGGGGAUAAGAUCGCCUCUUCUAUUGUGGCCCAGACAGCUGGAAUCCCCACGUUACCCUGGAGUGGAUCAGGGCUGACUGUACAGUGGACUGAGAGUGACCAGAAGAAAGGAAUUGUUAAUGUCCCAUCUGAUCUGUACGAGCAGGGCUGUGUCCAUGAUGUGGAGGCUGGACUGAAGGCGGCUGAACUAGUGGGGUAUCCUUUGAUGGUGAAGGCCUCUGAAGGCGGAGGAGGGAAAGGUAUCCGAAAGGUCAACGGUGCAGAAGACUUCCCCAACCUCUUUAGACAGGUUCAAGCUGAGGUUCCAGGUUCCCCCAUCUUUGUCAUGCAAUUGGCCAAACAUGCCCGUCACCUGGAGGUGCAGAUCUUGGCUGAUCAGUACGGUAAUGCCAUCUCUCUGUUCGGCCGUGACUGCUCUGUCCAGCGCAGACAUCAGAAGAUCAUUGAAGAGGCUCCGGCUACUAUUGCCACCUCUGAUGUGUUUGAGGAUAUGGAGAAGUGUGCAGUGAAGUUGGCGAAGAUGGUGGGCUAUGUGAGUGCAGGGACAGUGGAGUAUCUCUACAGUCAGGACGGCAGUUUUUACUUCCUGGAGCUCAACCCUCGUCUUCAAGUGGAACAUCCUUGUACUGAGAUGGUGGCUGAUGUUAACCUGCCUGCGGCCCAACUGCAGAUCGCUAUGGGCAUCCCACUUCACCGCAUUAAAGACAUCAGAGUGAUGUACGGGAUGCAGCCGUGGGGAGACUCCCCCAUUGACUAUGAUAGACUCUCUUACACCCCCUCUCCACGAGGACAUGUCAUUGCAGCUCGAAUUACCAGCGAAAAUCCAGAUGAGGGUUUUAAGCCCAGCUCAGGAACUGUCCAGGAACUAAAUUUCCGCAGUAACAAGAACGUGUGGGGCUACUUUAGUGUGGCGGCUGCUGGAGGUCUGCAUGAGUUUGCUGACUCUCAGUUUGGCCACUGCUUCUCCUGGGGAGAAAACCGAGAGGAAGCCAUCUCGAACAUGGUGGUGGCCCUCAAGGAGCUGUCCAUCAGAGGAGACUUCAGGACUACAGUGGAGUAUCUCAUAAAGCUGCUAGAAACUGAAAGCUUCCAGCACAACACCAUCGACACGGGUUGGCUGGACCGACUCAUCUCAGAGAAGAUGCAGGCAGAGCGUCCUGACACUAUGCUGGGAGUAGUGAGUGGAGCACUGCAUGUGGCUGAUGUCAACCUCAGGAACAGUGUGUCCAACUUCCUGCACUCACUGGAGAGAGGGCAGGUUUUACCUGCGCACACCCUGUUGAACACGGUGGAUGUUGAGCUGAUCUAUGAGGGAACCAAAUAUGUUCUAAAGGUGACCAGACAGUCACCUAACUCUUAUGUAGUCAUCAUGAAUUCGUCUUUAGCGGAGGUGGACGUCCAUCGGUUGUGCGAUGGAGGUCUUCUGCUUUCAUACGAUGGCAGCAGCUACACCACCUACAUGAAGGAGGAGGUGGACAGGUAUCGCAUCAUUAUCGGAAACAAGACGUGUGUGUUUGAAAGGGAGAAUGACCCUUCACUCCUGCGAUCACCAUCUGCUGGGAAACUCAUCCAGUAUACUGUGGAGGACGGUGGACACGUGUUUGCUGGACAGUGUUAUGCAGAGAUAGAGGUGAUGAAGAUGGUGAUGACCCUGACCGCCUCUGAGUCUGGAUGUAUUCACUAUGUGAAGAGAGCUGGUGCGGUGCUGGAGCCGGGCUGUAUCAUCGCCAAACUGCAGCUGGAUGAUCCCAGCAGAGUACAGCAGGCGGAGCUGUAUACAGGAGCUUUACCCACUGUUCAGUCCGUGGCUCUCCGGGGAGAGAAGCUUCAUAGAGUCUUCCACAGCACUCUGGAUCACCUAGUGCACAUCAUGAACGGCCACUGUCUGCCAGAGCCCUUCUUCAGUGUCAGGCUGAAGGAAUGGGUGGAGCUUUUGAUGAAGACUCUGAGGGACCCCUCUCUGCCCCUUCUGGAGCUUCAGGACAUCAUGACGAGUGUUUCAGGCCGGAUCCCUCCAGCCGUAGAGAAGGCCAUCAAGAAAGAAAUGGCUCAAUAUGCCAGCAACAUCACUUCUGUCCUCUGCCAGUUUCCCAGCCAGCAGAUUGCCAAUAUAUUGGACAGUCAUGCUGCCACAUUGAACAGGAAGUCAGAGAGAGAGGUCUUCUUCAUGAACACUCAGAGUAUUGUACAGCUGGUUCAGAAGUACCGCAGUGGCAUCAGAGGUCAUAUGAAGGCAGUGGUGAUGGACCUCCUCAGGCAGUAUUUAAGAGUGGAAGUUCAGUUUCAGCAUGGCCACUAUGACAAGUGUGUAUUUGCACUUCGAGAAGAAAACAAAGGGGACAUGUCCAAUGUUCUCAACUACAUAUUCUCUCAUGCAAAAGUCACAAAGAAGAACUCUCUGGUCACCAUGUUGAUUGAUCAGCUGUGUGGACGAGACCCCACUCUGACGGACGAGCUCAUGGCCAUCCUCACAGAACUCACACAGCUCAGCAAGACCACGAAUGCCAAGGUGGCACUGCGGGCACGGCAGGUUCUCAUCGCUUCUCACCUUCCCUCAUAUGAGCUGCGACACAAUCAGGUGGAGUCCAUCUUCCUGUCCGCCAUUGACAUGUAUGGACAUCAGUUCUGCAUUGAGAACCUGCAGAAACUGAUCCUGUCGGAGACGUCCAUCUUUGACGUACUGCCAAAUUUCUUUUACCACAGUAAUCAGGUGGUACGGAUGGCUGCUCUAGAGGUAUAUGUUCGUAGAGCUUACAUCGCUUAUGAACUCAACAGUGUCCAGCACCGACAGCUGAGAGACAACACCUGCAUCGUGGAGUUCCAGUUCAUGCUGCCCUCAUCCCAUCCAAACAGAGGGAACAUCCCCACUCUAAACAGAAUGUCUUUCUCCUCUAACCUGAACCACUACGGCAUGGUCCAUGUGGGCAGUGUUAGUGAUGUACUCCUGGACACCUCCUUCACUCCACCCUGUCAGCGUAUGGGUGCCAUGGUUUCCUUCCGCUCCUUCCAGGAGUUCACCAGGAACAUUAAGGAUGUGUUGAGCUGUUUCUCUGACUCACCCCCCUGUACGCCAACCUUUCCUGAGGGGGGCAACCCUGUGCUUUAUGGAGAGGAGGACAACAAGAGCAUUCAAGAUGAGGCAAUUCAUAUCCUGAACGUGGCCAUAAAGACGGACAGCGACAUUGAUGACGAUGGGCUGGCGGCCAUGUUCCGUGAGUUUACCCAGUCUAAGAAAUCUCUGCUAUUUGAGCACGGCAUCCGAAGACUUACCUUCCUGGUUGCUCAAAAGGAUUUCAGGAAGCAAGUCAACUGUGAGGUGGACCAGAGGUUCCAUAGAGAAUUCCCCAAAUUUUUUACGUUCCGGGCUCGAGACAAGUUUGUGGAAGACCGUAUCUACAGGCACUUGGAACCCGCAUUGGCUUUCCAGCUUGAGCUCAACCGCAUGCGUAACUUUGCACUGACAGCGAUCCCCUGUGCCAACCACAAAAUGCACCUGUACUUGGGAGCCGCUCGCGUGGAGGUGGGCACAGAGGUCACUGAUUACCGCUUCUUUGUACGGGCCAUCAUCCGCCACUCGGACUUGGUCACCAAGGAAGCAUCGUUUGAGUACCUGCACAACGAGGCAGAACGUUUGCUGCUGGAGGCCAUGGAUGAGCUGGAGGUGGCCUUCAACAACACCACAGUACGCACAGACUGCAACCACAUCUUCCUCAACUUCGUCCCAACCGUCAUCAUGGACCCUUCUAAGAUUGAGGAAUCCGUGCGCUCCAUGGUCAUGCGCUACGGCAGUCGUCUGUGGAAACUCCGCGUGCUCCAAGCUGAGCUGAAGAUCAACAUCCGACUGACGCCCACUGGCAAGCAGAUCCCCAUCCGCCUCUUCCUGACCAAUGAGAGUGGCUACUACCUGGACAUCAGCCUGUACAAGGAGGUCACAGACUCCCGUACAGGACAGAUCAUGUUCCAGGCAUAUGGAGAUAAGCAGGGACCUCUUCACGGCAUGCUCAUCAACACACCCUACGUCACUAAAGACCUCCUGCAGUCCAAACGCUUCCAGGCCCAGAGCCUCGGCACCACAUACGUCUAUGACUUCCCUGAGAUGUUCCGUCAGUCUCUAAGGAAGUUAUGGCAGUCCAUGGAUGCACACGCCCACUUACCCAAGUGUCCUCUUCCAUCGGAAUUGCUCACCUUCACUGAGCUGGUUCUCGAUUCUCAAGGUCAGCUGGUGCAGAUGAACCGCCUACCUGGAGGAAAUGAGAUUGGCAUGGUAGCAUGGCGGAUGACUAUCCGAACCCCCGAGUACCCGGCCGGCCGUGAGAUUAUCGUGAUCAGCAAUGACAUCACACAUAAGAUCGGCUCCUUCGGCCCACAGGAGGAUGUUCUGUUCCUGCAGGCUUCAGAAAUGGCUCGGGAAAGCGGCAUCCCUCGGAUCUAUAUCGCAGCCAACAGCGGAGCCCGUAUCGGCCUGGCAGAGGAGAUCAGACACAUGUUCCAUGUGGCCUGGCAGGAUGUGGCGGACCCAUACAAGGGCUUUAAGUACCUGUACCUCACACCUCAGGACUAUAAGAAGGUGUCUGCUCUGAACUCAGUCCAAUGUGAACAUGUGGAAGACGAGGGAGAAUCCAGGUAUAAGAUCACCGAUAUCAUUGGGAAAGAGGAAGGGUUGGGUGUGGAGAACUUGAGAGGUUCUGGCAUGAUCGCAGGUGAAUCAUCGCUGGCGUAUGAGGAAAUUAUCACCAUGAACCUGGUGACAUGCAGGGCCAUUGGAAUAGGAGCGUACCUGGUGAGACUGGGACAAAGAACCAUACAGGUGGAGAACUCUCACAUCAUCCUGACCGGAGCUGGAGCUCUUAAUAAGGUUCUGGGUCGAGAGGUGUACACCUCCAAUAACCAACUAGGUGGAGUGCAGAUCAUGCACAAUAAUGGAGUCACGCACACCACUGUGUGCGAUGAUUUUGAGGGAGUGUUUACGUUACUUCACUGGCUGUCCUACAUGCCGAAGAAUAUGUCCAGUCCUGUUCCAAUGCUCUCUGCUAAAGAUCCCAUUGAUCGGCUAGUGGAGUUCAUUCCUACCAAGGCACCUUAUGACCCACGCUGGAUGCUAGCGGGACGUCCCAGUCAGAACACUAAGGGUGCGUGGGUGAGCGGGUUCUUCGACCAUGGCUCUUUUCUGGAGAUCAUGCACCCGUGGGCACAGAGUGUAAUCGUAGGACGGGCUAGGUUGGGCGGGAUCCCGACUGGAGUAGUUGCCGUGGAAACCCGAUCGGUGGAGCUGUCAAUCCCAGCAGACCCAGCUAAUCUGGACUCAGAAGCAAAGAUCAUUCAGCAAGCAGGGCAAGUGUGGUUCCCAGACUCUGCUUUUAAGACUGCGCAGGCCAUUAAAGACUUCAACAGAGAGGGGCUGCCGCUCAUAGUGUUUGCCAACUGGAGAGGCUUCUCUGGAGGGAUGAAAGACAUGUAUGACCAGGUGCUAAAGUUUGGAGCAUAUAUAGUGGACGGGCUGAGAGAGUACAGACAACCAGUGCUUGUGUACAUCCCACCACAGGCGGAGCUCCGGGGAGGAUCAUGGGUCGUCAUAGACCCCACCAUCAACCCUCGCCACAUGGAGAUGUAUGCGGACAAGGACAGCCGUGGUGGUGUGCUGGAGCCUGAAGGCACGGUGGAGAUCAAGUUUCGUAAAAAAGACCUGGUGAAGACCAUGAGACGGGUGGACCCGGUGUACGUGGGGCUUGCAGAAAGACUAGGCACCCCGGAGUUGAAUGUGUCCGAGCGUAAAGAGCUGGAGAGUAAACUGAAAGAGAGAGAGGAGUUUCUGCUGCCCAUAUAUCAUCAAGUAGCUGUGCAGUUCGCCGACCUCCAUGACACACCGGGCCGCAUGCAGGAGAAAGGAGUCAUCACUGACAUCCUGGAGUGGCCGACAUCUCGGCUGUUCUUCUACUGGCGCUUGAGGCGAUUAUUGCUGGAAGACACGGUUAAGAAGAAGAUCCAGAGUGCUAACAGCGAGCUGACGGACGGGCAGGUUCAGGCAAUGCUCCGGCGCUGGUUCGUGGAGGCAGAGGGAGCUGUGAAAGCAUAUCUGUGGGACAGUAAUGAGGAUGUUGUGGAAUGGUUGGAGAGGCAGCUGGCAGAGGAAGAGGGUGCCAGAUCUGUCAUCGAUGAGAAUAUCAAAUAUAUCCGCAGAGAUCAUAUCCUCAAACAGAUCCGCAGCCUGGUUCAAGCUAACCCAGAAGUGGCCAUGGACUCGAUUGUUUACAUGACCCAGCACAUUUCCCCCACGCAGCGUGCAGAGGUGGUCCGUAUCCUGUCCACCAUGGACGCCCCUGCGUCCUCGUAGAGCCCUGUCAAUCAUCUAAGAGGCCUGAUGCUACUGGAGCAAGAGGAGCCAACAUGGCAAUGCUGUGACUUGGCUAUGAAUCUGAAAAUAAGUGUUACAGCAAAGAUACUCUGUGUCAGUACUUAUCAAUGCACAUAAAUGCGCACCUUCAGAAACACUUAAGUAAAAAAAAAAAGAGAGAGAGAAAGCACUAGUGUUGUCUUUUAUAGUUUAGCAGUCUAGUCAAAUGCACUUUGAGACUUAGAUGAACGGAGACCAAUCAUAGAAACAAGCUUCCCAAAGUUGUUAAAGGAUUUCACUUUUUGUUUUUUUCCCUAGAAGCUUUUGUUUAAAAGGCAGUAGAUUACUCUACAAGAGAGAACGUUUGCAACUUCAUAAUCAACUUUCUAACUCUAAGAAGGAGCGAUGUGACUAGAUCACUCCUGCUUCACUGGUUAUAAUGGGUGAUGUAGCUGUUGUAUAAAUUGCAGUUUAGGGGCAGUAUUAUUCUUCACAUGCAGGAUGGUCCAUUGAGCCAUAUGACCACAUCAUUUUGACUGCUUGUUUCAUUCGUUUAACCAAAAAAUAAUUAUGAUUUUUUUUGAAAAAAAAAAAAAAAAGUCAAUCCACUGGUGUUGUAUUUAUAUGCUGUUUAUUUUUUUAGCAUAUAUGAAAUGUCUUGAAAAUAUAUUAAUAACUUAUUAAACAAUCAUCUCUUAAAAACAACAUGGUACAUUAUACGGCAAGUGCGUAACCGUAGAACAUUCAACAAACGUUUAGGUUAGUUGAAUUUGGUUGUUACCAUAUACAUGUUCUGGAAAGACUUACCAGGAGUGUAGUGUAGAAAUGUAGUAUAAGCAAGCAAUGGAGGGGGCAAAUGAUACUUGAGAGAGGUGAAUGGAGUAUUAUACACGAUCUUAAGAUGCUCUGUUGUAUCCUCAGUGUAUCAUUGAUAUGAUGGUUGUAGCUGCUACCGGAAAACCUCAAGCUGUGACUACUAGACUCAAUGAAAGGUGAAAAGUGUAUCAGGUUGUGACCCUAAUGGGUGAUGAAUUGUCUCAUCUGUAUCUGUAAGCAUUGUUGAACAUGUUACUGAAGCUGUCUCACCAUGUACAAAAAGGAGAAUUUCCUGUUUACUGUGGCAAACUGUGAUUGCCUCUUAAAAAUAACUGAAUAAAAUCUAAUUAUCUUA